AUGAAUCAACCUCAAAGAAGUCUUUCAAAUUUAGGAAUGUCUAAAUCUCGUAUUCUAUUUAUCAUCUAUAUAGAGACUAUAUACCAGAAUAGAAUAGAACAUCUAGUGCAUUUUAUAAAAGAAAUGAGCAAACUCAAUUAGAUUAAUAAAUGACUAGAUAUGAAGAAUUUAAAAGAAAUUACAAACGAAAUGAAUUACAAUAUUCUUAUUAUUAGUAAUAACCUAGAGAUUUGAAUUAAUCUUUUGUUAAAGAACGAUACUAAAAUUCCUAUAAUUAUCAACCCAAUUAUAAUAAUAAGCAUUUAUAAACGCAGCAAUAUGAAUAUGAUAGAGACGUUUACAAAAAGGAAAUUAAAUAAGAUUCACCAAUUAAAGUGGAACUAAGUUAUACUGCCCCUAGUAGUAUCUAAAGAGGUGUUAUUUCUGACACAGCUGCUUAUUUGAGGGAAAGAGAGAAAAUCAUGAAUUCGUUUAUGACACAAUAAGAAAUUGAAACAAUUAAAAGAAUUUACUUAAGGAAAUGA
Messenger RNA from Paramecium primaurelia, 524 nucleotides. Lineage: Eukaryota; Ciliophora; Oligohymenophorea; Peniculida; Parameciidae. The record is from the annotation of a GenBank genome assembly.